Molecule: messenger RNA, 524 nt
Organism: Gamsiella multidivaricata
Lineage: Eukaryota; Fungi; Mortierellomycota; Mortierellomycetes; Mortierellales; Mortierellaceae
Exons: 1
Coding region: 229-504 (91 amino acids)
Source: RefSeq, a predicted model, not a curated record
AGCAACAGUGGCAAGAGCACAAGGUAUGGCAUUGUCUUAUUUUUUUUCGAUCUCUGGUGUGUUGAUCUUUAGUCAAGUUCUUGGGAUCAAGGACAGAUCCUCAAUGUCUUCAACUGCAUAUUUUUGUAUUAUCGCUAGCUCGAGGUGGAAGGGGAGGAAGGGGCGGAUUUGGUGGACGUGGAAGUGACAGAGGCGACUUCCGUGGUCGUGGUCGUGGCAGGGAUUAGAAUGGAUAAAGGAACGGUAAAGGGCUUCAACAUUGCAACAGCUAAUAUCAACAGUAGAGCAGUCAUCUACUAUUGCUGGCUUUCCUUGGCUCUUUUAUUUAUCAGGACCUCAGGGCAAAGCGACCAAAAAGAAAUAUAUACGCGGAUCGACAAUGGAGUCUUUCUUUCUUUCCUUCCUUCCUUUAUUCUUUUGUUUCCCGUACCACAUGUAAUGAUAUCAACUGAACACUCCAGGACUGAAGGAGAGCGCAAUAAAAUAAAGAACUUGCAUGGAUGAACAAGUACACCUAUUGAACC